Molecule: messenger RNA, 2475 nt
Organism: Aphidius gifuensis
Lineage: Eukaryota; Metazoa; Arthropoda; Insecta; Hymenoptera; Braconidae
Product: cytochrome P450 302a1, mitochondrial-like
Exons: 8
Coding region: 230-1729 (499 amino acids)
Molecular function (GO): monooxygenase activity; iron ion binding; heme binding
Source: RefSeq, a predicted model, not a curated record
GAAUUUUUUUUCUACCUGAGACAUAAAACUAGUUGAUUUUUUAUUCUUAUUAUUUUUAUUUCGACCUGAAGUCUCACAAAACAUGUGCCUCAAGUUUCGCGGCUUCAGUUAACACAGUGAAUCGAAACUGCAUGCUCGUAUAAUUUUUAAUUCAUAAAAAUACUAAAUAACAAUUUAAAAAUAACUCAACUCAUUUGUGUUUAUUAAAUUUUUUUUUUAAAUAAAUAAAAUGUAUCCACGUUGUAAAAAUUACAUGAAAAUUAUUUAUCGAAAUUUAACAACCGGUUCUACACCGCCAAAAUCAUUUGAUAAAAUACCAGGACCAAAAUCUCUACCAAUUAUUGGAACACUGUAUAAAUAUCUCCCAAUAAUAGGUGAAUAUAGCUUUAAAAAAUUACCAAAAACUGGAAUUAAAAAGUACAAUAAAUAUGGAUCGAUUGUAAGAGAAGAAAUAGUACCUGGUGAAUUUACUGUAUGGAUAUUUGAACCAGAUGAUAUUGCUGAAAUAUUUAAAAAUGAAAAUAAACAAAAUCCAGAAAGAAGAAGUCAUCUUGCUCUUCUUAAAUACAGAAAAGAUCGUAAAAAUGUUUAUAAAUCUGGAGGUUUAUUGCCAACUAAUGGAGAAGAAUGGUCUAGACUAAGAAGAGAAUUUCAAAAAGCAUUAAGUAAACCACAAAAUAUUAUGACUUACAUUGACAAAAUUGAUAAAUCUAUAAAUGAUUUUGUAAAAUUAUGUGGAACAAAAUCAACUAAUAAUUUGAUGCCUCUACUACAUCGUCUAUCCCUGGAACUUACAUGUCUCGUUGUAUUUGAUGCAUCAAUGAAUAGUUUUUCGCCAAAUGAAAUGAAUGAUUGUUCAACAACAUCAAAAUUAAUUGAGGCAACAUUAAUAUCAAAUAGUUUAAUUCUUUCUUUGGAUAAUGGACCAAGACUUUGGCGUUAUUUUGAUACACCACUUUAUAAAAAAUUUUGUAAAAGUCAAAAUUUUAUGGAAAAAAUUGCAGUUGAAAUGGUAGAAAGUAAAAUGAAAAAAAUUAAAGAAAAUCAAGAUGACAGUGAAAAGUCUCUUCUUGAAAUAUAUUUAAAAAAUGAUAAUCUAGAUUUCAAGGAUAUUGUUGGAAUGGCCUGUGACAUGCUCCUUGCUGGAAUCGACACAUCAGCAUAUAGUCUAGCAUUUGCUCUGUACCACUUGUCAAAUAAUGAACAAGUUCAACAAAAGCUUCAUGAAGAAGCUGUGAGAUUGAUUCCGAGUCUAGAUGAUGCUGUGACAUCUGCAACUCUUCGUGAUGCAACAUACAUGAAAGCUGUUAUAAAAGAGACAUACAGGAUGAAUCCAAUUGCAAUUGGUGUUGGUAGAAUAUUAACAAGUGAUAUUGUCCUCAGUGGAUACACCAUACCAGCUGGAACAAAUGCUGUUACACAAAAUCAAGUUAUAUCAAGGUUUGAAAAAUAUUUUUCUGAUCCAGAUGAAUUUAAACCUGAGAGGUGGAUGAGAGAUAGUGUUGAUAAAGCUCAAAAUUUACAUCCAUAUUUGGUGUUGCCAUUUGGACAUGGAUCUAGGUCUUGUAUUUCAAGAAGACUUGCUGAACAAAAUUCGCAAAUGACUCUAUUAAAAAUUGUGAGAGCUUAUAAAUUGGAAUGGAAAGGUCAAUCAUUGGAGUUUGAUUCUCUUCCCAUCAACAAACCCACUUCACCUAUUAAUAUUCAAUUCACACCUUAUAACCAAUAAUCAUAAUUUUAUAUACCAAAAAAUAAAUAUAUUUCUUGAAUUUUAUUAUAUUUUAAUGAAUAUUUAAUUGACUUAUGUUUAUUUGUAGUUUCUGACUCGACAAUAUAUAUUCGUUUUUAAUUGAUGUUUAUUUAUAUUUUUUCAUAACUUUAAUAUUAACCGAUUUUUUUCCAAAAUGAUUCAAAUUGUAGGAAAUUAAAUUCUCUAAAUAGUGUAAAAAAAUUAAAGUCUGAAAAUUGACUUGUUUAUUCUUUAACAAUUUAAAAACUGACAAGAAAAAUCGACGUUAAAAAGACACUAUUGUGUGUACUUAUUUUAUUUUUGCUUGCUACGACUUAACUAAUCGGCGAAAUAUUAUAAAAAUUUGACAGACAAUACUAGAUAUAUUGAAGAGUAUGGGGUUAAAAUUUUUUUUUUAAAUCUUAAUUUGUUGAUGAGUUAUUAAUUUUUAAAGUUACGAGAAUUUUAUGUCACACGCGUGAGGUCAGCUGCAACCGAUAGAGAAAUCUAAUGCCAGCUGGAACCUAUCCCCCUCUCUGACUACAAUAAUAGAUACCUAAAUUUUUCCUAAAAAACAUUCAACUAUCUAAAAGUCUGGUGUGUUGUCUGUUUAUUUAUUUUUCUAGCGUCAUUUCAUCAUCCAAUCUGCCCAGUCAUUCACUUGUUAAAAAAAUAUCCAACAAAGUGUUAAAAAAAAACAUUAAAUCUUCAUUUAAUUAUUUCUCAAUUAACUAAAAUUAUUAAAC